Schizosaccharomyces osmophilus is the source of this 786-nucleotide messenger RNA. It is a transcript of the gene pcn1, whose product is annotated as PCNA. Gene Ontology annotation, molecular function: DNA binding; DNA polymerase processivity factor activity. The record is from RefSeq and is a predicted model, not a curated record. Gene Ontology annotation, biological process: translesion synthesis; regulation of DNA replication; mismatch repair. The transcript has 2 exons. Gene Ontology annotation, cellular component: PCNA complex. NCBI's taxonomy places the organism in Eukaryota, Fungi, Ascomycota, Schizosaccharomycetes, Schizosaccharomycetales, Schizosaccharomycetaceae. The coding region runs from base 1 to 786 and encodes 261 amino acids.
AUGUUGGAAGCUAGAUUACAACAGGCAGCUUUGUUAAAAAAGCUCCUUGAUGCCAUCAAAGAACUUGUUACUGAUGCCAACUUUGAUUGCAACGACAAUGGUAUUUCACUCCAGGCUAUGGAUAGCUCUCACGUUGCCCUUGUUUCCAUGUUAAUCAAAUCUGAUGGCUUUGAACCUUACCGUUGCGAUCGCAACAUUGCUUUAGGUAUUAAUCUGAAUGCUUUGUCCAAGGUUCUUCGCUGUGCUCAAAAUGAAGACUUGGUAACUUUGAAGGCUGAGGAUACGCCUGAAACUCUAAACAUGGUCUUUGAAAGUGAGAAGAAUGACCGUAUCUCUGAUUACGCAGUCAAGCUUAUGGAUAUCGACCAAGAACACUUGGGUAUUCCUGAUAUUGAGUACGAUGCUACCGUUACUAUGCCCGCUGCUGAAUUCCAACGCAUUAUUCGCGAUCUUUUGACUUUAAGUGAUUCCGUUCGUAUCCAUGCUAGCAAGGAGGGCGUUCGUUUCAGCUGCAAAGGUGACAUCGGCGCUGGUUCUACCACUCUUAAGCAACAUACUGACCUUGCUGAUAACGACCAAAGCAUUGAAGUUUCCCUUACCCAAGCUGUUAGCCUUGGAUUUUCUCUGAAAUAUUUGGCUCAAUUCACUAAGGCUACUCCGUUGGCCAAUCGUGUUACACUGUGCAUGAGCAGUGAAGUUCCUUUGCUCGUUGAGUACCAAAUGGAAUCUGGAUACCUUCGCUUCUAUCUCGCUCCCAAAAUUGGCGAUGAGGAAGAGGACGAGUAA